GAACUGCGUCAUGUCUGUGUACAAAAAUAUUGGGCACGCCUGGGGCUUUUAAAUUUCAUGAGCACUUGCACUUCCGACUAUACAUAUGUUUCCAAAAUAAAGGUUUAAAGUUAAGUUUGGAUUUUGAAAAGUGGUUUCCAUAAUGUCCUAAUACCUUAAGUUUUCAAUGUGUUAAUUUACCAUACCGUAGACACAGAGGCAAUCUAAAGACCUCAGGGUGACAAUUUGAAGAUGUUCAGUCGCACCGCCUUCUGCUGAGACUGGAUUGAUGGCUUUUAUUUUGAAGUAUUUUGUCAGCUGCAUGUCUGUUGCCACAGCCACUGUGGACAUCAGGGAUCAUCACUCUGCCUGUAUGUGGCUUGUAACUAGAGAUAAACCCCGAGGUAGCAUGUAGCAUUGCUUGGCAGUAGAUUCAUUUAUCCAAUGCGCAGCAUUACAGGUAUACUGUGUCGUUCACUUCUGUAGCUUUCUAGGUAACGUUUGUAACUAGUUCCUGUUACCUAAAUAAUUGCGCUAGUCAUGUUAGCCACCUGACAGAUCUGGCCGAUUGUUGUCGGAUUCAUAGGAAAACGGGCAACUGGCCAACUAGCAUGACAGCGAUGAUACACGAGAGGCCGGAUAUGUAUUAGCUUAUGUCAGGUCUCGUCUUAGUGGAAAAUAUAUAGAUAACACAAUUCUUCGUGGUUAUCGGUAAACUUGCGUAUGUAACGCGACAGUCUUUGUAGCUAAACUAGUUAAUCAAUGGGAUAUGUUAACAAUCUAUUGCGCUAAUAAUAGCUACUUAACGUUAAAUGCAUUUUAGCUAUGCUAGCAACAGAAGGACUGCAAACAGAUAGCAAUCUCUAACGCUAGUUAUGAUUUCGUAAUUCAACUCGGUAGCCAGCUAAUGUUGGCGGCUGGUUGGACAUUCAGUCAACUGUAAACGUUUUAGCUAGCAAAUAGCCAAGACAUUGCUGUUGUACUGAUUGGAAUAACAUUAACUACUAUUUCCUGCUAAUAAGAUUGUUAGCUCGCAAGCCCACUGUCUGAAGGUAAAGUUGAGCUAACGUUAUUCGAGAUGGCUACUGCCUCAGGUUUUCCCCCUGGUGUGAGCGGAUCCAGGAGUGGACCAUCGGUAACCACUUCGUCUUCUGGAAUUCCUGGUCAGGCACAACCUAUGGUAGUGGUGUGGGAAUGGCAGGAUGACUUCGGCUACUGGCGACCAUAUAAUGGCCAGGUGAGCGGUUAUAUUGAACAAUGCCUGCUACAUCAGAGAGGAUCAAGAGGUGGAGGACCAGCGUCAACUAGCAUCUCACUUGGGCAGUCAGAUCCUAGUCUGGCGGCUUAUAUAAUCGACAUCCCAAAUUUGAAGCAGUUUCGACAGGAUACGGGAAAGCUGCGCUGUGUGCGCCGAAGCCUGUUUCCCCAGUCCUCAGCUUUGAGCAGCGGUGUCUUCUGGGAGUGGGCCAAUGAUGAAGGAGGGUGGACUGCAUACGAGACGCGCACCUCCAUUUUGCUUGAGCACAGUUACCAGGCUGGACAGGCUACUGCUGAUCUUGGCCCCCACGGAUAUAACUAUAUAGUGGACCUAACUGCAUUGGCUCAAGUGAAUAAGAGCUCGGGCUUCAGACGCCAGGUCCACCGGCAGGCCAGUGCGCCUUACCCCCUGGCCACCAGCUCUGUGAUCCACUCUGGUCCGGCGUGCACCUGCCAGCAGUGUCUAAGCCACAGUAGCACCACUGGACCCAUGCCCAGCCGCUCGCGUCACUCCUUCUCUGCCGGUCAGGCCAGCCGGCCCAGCUUCCAGGGCCACGCACGAGCUGCCCCGAGCACACCCUCCUCUGUGUACUCCCCUUACCCCAGGAGGCCCCUGUCAGUGGGGAACAUGUCCUGGGGUGGCCCCUGGAGCCCAGCGUCUUCCACAUCUCAGCCCUCAGGAGCUGCGCACGUAGCUGGACCUGGACUAUCAUACCCUCCCAGCACAAAUGGAUUAAGUGUCCCAACCAUCCCUGUACACCUGAAUGGGUCCACCAGCGUCAGCUCAGCACUGGCAGGCAUGGCUUCCAUUUUGAUGUCAGCGGCCGGACUCGGAGUUCGCUUCACGAGCGCCCCCCACUGUCAGCGUCGCUCGGGCAGGUCCUCCAAAAGCCACGAGGGCGCCGUUAGGAGGGCAAAGAGGCAGCCCAGGACAGGUGGAGCUCAGAAACCAGAGGUGGUCAUUCAGCGAUACAUGGAAGAGGUGGCCCCGCCUGCCGAUGAGGAUUGCAUCAUUUGUAUGGAGCGCCUGAUGUCUCCCUCUGGCUAUGAAGGUGGAUCAGAAGGGGGGCAGUCGAUACAGCCCAGCGCCGUAGGAAAGCUAACCAAAUGUGGACACACUCUACAUAUGUUGUGCAUGCUGGCCAUGUACAACAAUGGAAACAAGGAUGGCAGCAUUCAGUGUCCUUCUUGCAAGACAAUCUACGGGCAGAAAACAGGAACCCAGCCGAAGGGCAAGAUGGAAAUCUAUAGUGUGUCUCAGUCUCUUCCUGGACACUCCGAUUGUGGAACAAUUCAAAUAGUGUACAACAUUUUACCAGGAAUACAGGGCCCAGAGCACCCCAACCCAGGCCAGCAGUACACCUGCAGGGGCUUUCCUCGCUUCUGCUUCUUGCCCGACAAUGAAAAGGGCAGAAAGGUGUUGGAACUGUUGAAAAUCGCAUGGACUCGACGCCUCAUCUUCACCGUCGGCACAUCGAGCACCACAGGGGAGCCGGACACGGUGGUGUGGAACGAGAUCCACCACAAGACCGAGAUGAUGUCGAACGUUUCAGGCCACGGCUACCCGGACCCCAACUACUUAGAUAAUGUGCUGACCGAGUUGGCAUCGCAAGGGGUGACAGAAGAGUGCCUAAAACAAGAACGACGGAAUCAGGGAACGCCAGGCCCUGGCCACUGAUUGGUCCGUUACCCAUACCAUCUAAGCAAUCAUCCAGUUAUGAUUUACACAGAAGGGAGUUAUGUAGUGUAACUGUGUGAAACUCUGGUGUAUGAAUGUGUGAAUAUGGAUUGUAUGGUGCCAAAGGCAUGCAUAAUUGACUGCUCCAUCCAGCCUUGUCUGUUACUUUAUCCUGCAGUCAACUUGCUCCGUAAAGCCACAGGCAAACCAAGAACCUUGAGUGGAACGCAACAAAAACAAAAUGUUAGAUUAACCUUAACUAUAGUCAGAGAAUCAACCGUGAGUAUGGCUCUGAAGAAAGGGUACAUGUUUGUUUUCUUACAUUAUGGUUAGAAUUAUUUUUGUCCUCUUGCAUAACCUAUUGCAGAAACGGAAACUUCAACAUGUAGCAUAAGAUAUUUUGACCUUUUUUUCAUGCUAUCUAUUUUCUAUCUUGAAAAUGACGGAGCAAAGCUUGGCUUCCAGGCACUUUGGUUGUCAGUGAGAUCAUCUGAAAGGGACAAAGAGAAAAAGGCGUAAAACGCCUUAGAUGAUCUGGAGGCCUUAAGGAUCAAAAUGGUGUUUCUGUUUAACAUACAUUAUGUGACUGGCAGCUAUGGAUGGAAACACACAUUUCUGUGGCACUUACAUUUUUACAGUGCAGUUGGUUAUGAAAUAAUUCCAUAGGUAACGUUCCACUGAAAAACAUUUGGCUUCCAUGCUUGCUGACCUGUGCAGCAAGGCAUCGUUUUAAACGCACAGCUCCUUAAAUAACUGUUUGGAUUUUUGACAGGUCCUCUCACGUUACUGAUUGCUCAUUCAUUCGCAUAUACUUAGGCAUUGACCGCAGCAUGAGAGAUGUUUUCGUAGCACUGUCAACUUUUACCCUAAGAUAUGAAAUGAGCUGCCAGUGUUGUCUUAAACGUGGCAUCUAUGAAUUAUUUCACUGAGUGCAGAAUGUGAAUACAUGGAAUGUUUGUUAUAGGGGUUGGGGGUCAGAGCAGGGUAUUACUUUUUCAUAAGUACUGUAAAGUUUAUUUUUAAUUCAGCUAUGAGGUUUUAAUCGCAAACACUGUCAGCACCCCAAACUAAAAUGCAACAACAAUCAGACAUUAAAUGUCUUCAAUUCCAGUGAAUUCAUCUGCUGCUUUUCAGUUUAGAAAGCACAAGGGAUGUGAGGAGUGAAAUAAACAUUUUGUAUUGUUUUUACUCCAUUGUAGGGUCUCACAAUGCAUAAAGCAUUCCUCUUAUUAAAACAUACUUUUUAGUUGGCGCUGAUCUGCAGUGCCAGUCUAAUCUGUGACCCAUUUCUUCAGCUUAAUUAGUUUUAAGCUUCCUGUACUGUGUGUGUUUUAAGUAAAUAGAAAAGUAUACUGGUGAUAUUACUCUGAAAGAGCAAGACAAGGAAGUUGUUGUUUUGAGACCUUGACACAAAACUCUUUGAUUCCAAUAGUCUCUUGGCUAUUUCAUCCUAACUUUCACAGUCUGGUCAACCUUAUGCACUUCAUAGGAUCCAUUUGGUGGAGUGUACAGUUGUAUGCAAGCAUAUAUUUAACAUUAUACCUGCAAUAAAUUAACAAUUCAUACAAA
Clupea harengus (Atlantic herring) is the source of this 4483-nucleotide messenger RNA. RefSeq names its product deltex E3 ubiquitin ligase 2 (gene dtx2). Gene Ontology annotation, biological process: Notch signaling pathway; protein ubiquitination. The record is from RefSeq and is a predicted model, not a curated record. Gene Ontology annotation, molecular function: zinc ion binding. Lineage: Eukaryota; Metazoa; Chordata; Actinopteri; Clupeiformes; Clupeidae.